CCACAAAGGCAAACUAUUAAGAAAAUACUGCAGAUACUGCGACUGGUUAACUAUUUGGAGCAAGGUUUAUCUUUUUGUUAUAAAAGGUUAUCUCUGUUUGGAGACCCAACAAUCUGGUACAGUUUAAUCCUUCCAAACACAGUAAUGUACCUUAACCCUAAAGUACCAUGGCGGGGUUCAAUUUGACCCUUCACGUUUUGUAUGCCAAGUUUCGCUGCCAAAAUAUUUAUAGCUCGCUGCGCGCGUUCUGCUAAUCUUCGACCGGUAGGUCAUUUCUCGAUCCACAAAUAUUCCAUUAAUUUAUCUGUUACCACUGCAGAGUUAGGUGCAUGUCAAGAACUUAUUAAGGACCAUUUGACUCGUAGAACUUAGUAUGUUUACCGAAAGAAAUUUGUAGUGUCAUUUUUAAAGUUCCCGGACGGACUUCAGGAACCAGUGGAGGGGAAGGUGUAAAACAUGGCCAUACUCUAAAAAUCAACAGAAACAAAGCUCAUCGUGCGAUAAAUGUCAAGAAUUUAUUUGCAAAAAUCAUGCCCGCACGAAGACGUUAUGCAUAAGUUGUGUUGAAAAGU
Messenger RNA from Acanthoscelides obtectus, 572 nucleotides. NCBI's taxonomy places the organism in Eukaryota, Metazoa, Arthropoda, Insecta, Coleoptera, Chrysomelidae. The record is from the annotation of a GenBank genome assembly.